Messenger RNA from Miscanthus lutarioriparius, 1041 nucleotides. Lineage: Eukaryota; Viridiplantae; Streptophyta; Magnoliopsida; Poales; Poaceae. The record is from the annotation of a GenBank genome assembly.
AUGGGUCGAAGCACCUGGGCGGUUCGGUUGGCUUCCCUUCUCGCGUUUGGUUUGGUGCUCGGCUCCGUCGAGGCCAGCCUCGGGGAUGUUGAUCCGCGCUACAGAACUUGCGUGAGGGAGUGUCAAACUACAGGGAUUAUUGGGGAGAACGUCAUCAGCCAUUGUCAGUCCAAAGAGAACGAUACUUCUGUUGGAGGCUCUUGGUAUAACCAGGAGCAAAUUUACAUCCAGUGGAAACAACUGAACUGUAGGACAGACUGUCGCUACUUUUGCAUGAUGCAAAGAGAAGGGGAACGACAGUCACUUGGUCUGAGCCCCGUUAAAUAUCAUGGAAAGUGGCCAUUCUUACGUGUUUCUGUGUUCCAGGAACCCCUUUCAGCUGCACUAUCUGCUAUCAACCUACUGACGCACUUCACUGGCUGGCUUUCAUUUUUCCUUCUAGUGAGUUACAAAUUGCCUCUUAGAGCCCAGACCAAGAGAACUUACUACGAAUAUACUAGCUUGUGGCAUAUCUAUGCAAUCUUAUCAAUGAAUGCAUGGUUCUGGAGCACUAUUUUCCAUACUCGAGACAUUGACUUGACUGAGAAAUUGGACUAUUCUUCACCUGUGGCCCUGCUUGGCUACUCGUUAAUCCUUUCAUUGCUAAGGGCUUUCAAUGUCAAGGAUGAGGCUACCAGGGUGAUGUUUGCAGCCCCUAUUUUGGCAUUCGUUACGACGCACAUCUUGUAUCUUAACUUCUAUGAGCUUGACUAUGGUUGGAACAUGAAAGUUUGUGUGGUGAUGGCUGUGGUUCAACUUCUGACGUGGGCAGUUUGGGCUGGUGUAAGCCGGCAUCCAUCACGGCUGAAGCUCUGGACAGUUGUUUUUGGAGGAGCACUGGCCAUGCUUCUUGAACUCUACGACUUCCCUCCAUACAUGGGUUAUGCCGACGCCCAUUCACUGUGGCAUGCAAGCACCAUUCCACUCACCUAUCUCUGGUGGAGCUUCAUCAAGGACGAUGCCAAAUUCCGCACGUCAAUGCUCAUCAAGAAGGCAAAGUAA